CCGGUUACCGGUUACCACAAGUUUGCACGGGUUGGCCAUCAGAGUUAGGUAAGGCCGCCACUUGUAUUAAUAGCAAAUGCGAUAAGAGGCUUGUUUUUGAGGGGAUGGCUUUGUGCUUUCUAUGCGGGGUAUCGGAAUGUCCGUUGGACAAACAUGGAGAAGGACUUGUGCGAGCGUCAUUUAUUCUUCCGCCAUUCGCUGUGAGCGGCAAGGAACCUCUGGUCAGCUGCAAAGGAUACUCCAUGAAAAUGUCUCGCAAGCGCACGAGGUCCUCCAAGUCCACUUAGACCGUUCAGCAAGAAAUAUCACCCGCCACUACCGAUGUGCCAUCAACGCGCCAUCCGGGUUCUUCACGAUUCAAAAUUUUGAUUCCCAUAAUUGUAGGCAAGAUCUUGGAGGGAAAGGUCGAGUUGAUUUCAAUGCGCGGGUAGGAUGGGGAGCGGGAGGCCUUCUUGGAGUCCCGACAUGAUCGUGAUGGAUUUGUUGCAGAUUCGAUAUCUUUAUUGGUGGUCCUCGCGUGGUACAGUACUGCUUCGAUCGUGAUUUGAAACCCAAGUUACCAUACCUAGCAGCGAAAAGGGGUCAGUAAGCGAAGAAGUAAAUACCGAUCCUCAAGAGCAUACCGAUUGAAGAUAUAGGGACACGUCUCCUUCAAGGUCGUGGCUAAUAUGGUGUAGGCGUUACAGAGCCUUGAGGGUUCUGGUGGAAGCUAUCGCGAAGGUAUCGUACGAGUACAUGUCCACAGGUACAGUAGCAAUGCAGACCGUGCAUCUAUCACCUAAAACAACCCAACCCCUCCUUUCGGUCGAUCGAACGUCAUCGACAACAACGCUUUGCUUCGAAGUAAUAUAUUCGUGAAAUCUUCUUGAUGGAUUUUCAUAUAAUGUAGUGAACGAGGCAAAAGACGAUAGGUGAGAUUAAGCUUUCCCAAUGCGCUAAUUGACCAGAGCCAACGCCAACGCCAACGCCAAUAUAGACCAAUCCCUCUCUGGGAAUCAUAAGCCUGAAAAUCCACGAACAACAGCGGCGAAGUGUUGGCUGACGCGUCUCGUGAUGAAAACAAACAUGAGAAUGUGAGAAAUUCUUUCAAGUCAUCACCAGAAUUCCAGUCAUGCUAUAUUUUAAAGUUACCAGCGGCAGCUUCGCUGUAGACGUUGCUGCUUAUAUUAUUACGAGUGUGUGCACUCUCCUUCUGGCGACUCGAAUCUUCACAGAAGCACGCUUUUGGCUUCGCUCGAGGGGAGCUGCUGGACGCUUUCAAGGACGAGAGCCAUUGACCUUGCCAUAUACAAUACCAUGGCUAGGCGGUGCUACAAGAAUGAUGGGAGGCCAUUCUGUGUACAAAUAUGCCAAGUAAGGCUCAAUCGGUGUACACAUGCUGUUUUAUCUAACAUUCAAAGAUCAAUGUCUCCCCUAGGAAGACCUGUCAAGUUACGAGUAGGGUCUCUGAAUAUGUACAUCCUCUUUGGGCCUAAAAACAUGAAAGCAUUCUUUAGGAAUUCCAAGUCGGUCAGUAAGGAUGCAUCCAGCAUAAUGUCGUUCAAAAAUACCUUUAAGCCAGCAAAAGAUGUGCAAAUAUUCAAAGACGAUCAAUCUGGUUACGGGGCAACAUCUUUGACUGGGGGAAAGAAUGAGACCCGUAUCUGGAAGCGAACACAUGAUCUUGGUAAUGCAGCACUUGCCAAUGGACCGGAUGUGAAUCUCUUGACAUCUAGAUUCAUGUAA
Hymenoscyphus albidus is the source of this 1725-nucleotide messenger RNA. The record is from the annotation of a GenBank genome assembly. NCBI's taxonomy places the organism in Eukaryota, Fungi, Ascomycota, Leotiomycetes, Helotiales, Helotiaceae.